AUGCCUCCGCCGCUGGGAGAAGCUUCGGAUGAUGAGUCGACGGGAUCGUCGAUUCCCUACAACGAUGCAGAAGAGCAACAGAAUCUAGAGAAGGGCAACGAGGACGAUCAGGGCAGCGUCAAGGAUGAGGAUGAGGACGAAGACGAAGGAGUUUACGUUGUUGAAAAGAUUGUCGGCCAUGAGUUCGCUAAGAAUGGCAAACUUCUGCUUCAGGUCAAGUGGAAGGGAUACGAUGAUCCUGCGGAUAUGACGAUGGAACCAGAAGAGAACCUACUGGAGGGCGCAAAGGAACUUGUUGAAGACUACUACAAAUUGCAGGGAGGCCGGCCAGAGAAGACGAAAGGCCGCAAGCGCAAAUCGAUGGGCGCUGCGAAGCAAAAACCAGACUCAGCCGAACCCAAGAGACGACGAAAGUCCCAGCCCUCCGCUACCGAUACCGCCUCCACAGCUGGAACAGUCGCAUCCCAAGAUGACGUCCCGGACUGGGUCCCCAAGAAGGUCAAGGACUGGGAAAGUUAUGUUGUGGGCGUUGACACCAUAAUUCGCGACCCGGAAACCCAAUCAUUAAUCGCAUACCUACACUGGACGAAUGGCAAGAAAUCGAAGGUUUCUAUCUCCACCUGCUACGACAAAUGUCCGAGGAAGGCAAGUUAUUUAUAUCCGUUCUGA
Aspergillus terreus NIH2624 is the source of this 669-nucleotide messenger RNA. RefSeq names its product chromo domain-containing protein. Gene Ontology annotation, biological process: chromatin organization; negative regulation of transcription by RNA polymerase II. Gene Ontology annotation, molecular function: chromatin binding. The transcript is spliced from 5 exons. The record is from RefSeq and is a predicted model, not a curated record. Lineage: Eukaryota; Fungi; Ascomycota; Eurotiomycetes; Eurotiales; Aspergillaceae. Bases 1 to 669 code for a protein of 222 amino acids. Gene Ontology annotation, cellular component: pericentric heterochromatin; nucleus.